GAAAGUGUCGCCCCCAAAAAAAAUAUCGCUUCUGAUAAAAGUGGUGCCCCUAAGGAAAAUGGCAUCUUCAAGGAUUUUAUUCCUGCAAGUUUAUAUGUUCAAUGUGCUGAUUCGCAAGCAUCACUGGUAAACGUAUUUGAUGACUUUGAUGGAUCUUCUCAGAAUCGUGUUUCAGGUACUGCACUGGUUGAAUGUGGUCAUAAUAUUUCAGAAAGCAAUACUCAAAAAGAGACAGGUACGAAUGCUGAAAAGGAUGAAAAAAAGUUACAAAAUAAAGAAUUUAUUGAAAAAUUCAUGUAUCUUUGUGCAAAAUAA
Messenger RNA from Racocetra persica, 315 nucleotides. NCBI's taxonomy places the organism in Eukaryota, Fungi, Glomeromycota, Glomeromycetes, Diversisporales, Gigasporaceae. The record is from the annotation of a GenBank genome assembly.